AAGGGAGAUAUACAUUGAAUGGGAAAAUAGCUGGGAAAAUGAAUGUAACUUUUUUUUUAUUAAGCGAUUAAUGAACGCUGAUAAAAUCACUAAUAACGUGAUUUUAUGCAUGAACUCAAUUUUAAUGCGCCACUAUUUGUUAAAUCGCAUAAAACUAUUGGAUUGCUGAAUGAAGAAGAAGGAGAGAGUUUGCAUGGCGGCGUUAAUCAGGAAUUAAGACAGUUGCAUUCAGUAAGGAAUCAGGAACAGAAGCUGCGUCUUGUUUUAAAACGCUUUGAACUGCACAGCAAAGCUGAUAGAAAGCUUCAAGCUGCUAAAGUAAGAAAGUGUGUUGUGUGUUCAGAGCAUGGCAAAAAAUCGUUUUAUAGAAAAGAAAUUAGUUCGAAUGUGCUUCAACAGUUACGUAAGCAUUACAGUUUCAGUCAUCAUAAAGAAUUUUGUCUUUCUGGUGAAAGAAUGGGAUACAACAUAGUUCUAACUGCGUGUACAAAGAGUGUUAAUACUACCUUAAGAACAAAUCAUUGGACCAACUGAUAACUAAAAAAAUUUCUUGCUUAUGAGAAUCCACAAAAUAAAUGAUUCUAAUAAGUCUUAGCAGUUACAUAACAGUUUGUUUCAGUCAGAUCAUAAAGAAAAUUUUCAAUCAUGAAUAAACGACAACUAAUACGAACCAUCAUAUUGUUGAUCAUUGUUGGAUGGGGCAUCAUUAGUUAAACCUUACUCUAGAAGAAGCAUGAAGCGCCAACAUUUAACAUAAGAAGUCAUUAAGAUUAUGGAGAGUAUUUUCCAUAUGGAAUGGAAAUAAAACUAGUAUCAAUUGCAUACAAAGAUCGUUUACUACUUAUAGAACAUAUAUAAAUAUAUUAACUGAAAAAAAAAAUUAUUUAUGUCAAUCCACCAAAACGAUAUUUAUCAAAUUAUUUAAAUUGCCUAUAUUGUUAUGUAUAUUUAUAAAAAAUGUGUUAUUUUUCCACAGAAAAGUGUUAAUAUUGUAAUAUC
Messenger RNA from Hydra vulgaris (swiftwater hydra), 999 nucleotides. The record is from RefSeq and is a predicted model, not a curated record. NCBI's taxonomy places the organism in Eukaryota, Metazoa, Cnidaria, Hydrozoa, Anthoathecata, Hydridae.